UUAUGUGUUUGAUUUAUACGUUCGAUUUUUAGUUCCAGGGGUACUAAGUUGUUUUUUUGCGUUACAGGUUUGCUGAACAGACCUAAGAUUGCAUCACCUUGUCAAUUGUUUGACAGUAUUGUUCUUACUGAUAUAUAUAUUUCUGUUUGACAAUUCAGACCAUUAUCAACACUGUUUCUAGGUCCCUUUUACUGUUGCUUUGUGUUCCUGGUUUGAAAUGAACAGAACCAGGGGUUGUUUUAUUCAUUAGUUGCAUACUGUAGCAAAAUGUUUUGCAAUAGAACCUAAUUGUUGCAAAACUGUUUCCAUUUGGCAGGUAGGUCCCUCCCUGUUUCGUUUGCUUUCGUUUGGUUCAUAGUGAAUACACCUCAGAGGAAGCAAUGAUUUUCUCUCACCAUGAAAAAGGGAUAGGGAAACAGUAAUUUCCUGAAGACAAUCAUUUGGUUUGUCCAGCAGGUGGCAUGUAGCAAUUGUUUUCAUACAGUUGCUCAUGCUGUUGUUCUACCUGUUCAACCUGCCAUAGACUUACACCAAGCCACUCCCCCAACCCCCAUCAUUCCUCAGCAGAACUACCUUAUGACACAGCGGAGCAAGUUCCUUGUAAACAAUCUAAGUUUAUAUUAAACAUAGAGGGGGACAGGUGACUUGCAAAGUAUUUGUGGAGCUCUUUUAAUUCUGAAGAUUAGGGUGAGUGGCUUCUGGGCCAGUGUCAUCUUUCCUUUCUCCCCUCACACUUUGAGAGUUGGACUUGAAGACAAGGCUUCACAUUGUGGCACCACUGAAGGGGUACAUCAUGGGUUCAGAUGAGGCCUACAACUUUGUCUUUAAGGUGGUUCUGAUAGGUGAGUCCGGCGUUGGCAAGAGCAACCUGCUCUCCCGCUUCACCAAGAACGAGUUCAACCACGACAGCCGCACCACCAUCGGGGUGGAGUUCAGCACACGCACAAUUGAACUGAAAAGUCUCAUCAUCAAGGCUCAAAUCUGGGACACGGCUGGGCUGGAGCGGUACAGGGCCAUCACCUCCGCUUAUUAUAGAGGAGCUGUCGGAGCGCUACUGGUCUAUGACAUCACCAAGCAUCUGACCUAUGAGAGUGUGGAGCGCUGGCUUAAGGAGCUCUAUGAUCAUGCAGACCCUCACAUCGUAGUCAUGCUGGUGGGCAACAAAACUGAUCUGGGGUCAGAGCGAUCAGUGCCCACUGAGGAGGCCAAGGACUUUGCGGAAAAGAAUGGCCUAUUGUUCUUAGAGACAUCCGCCUUGGAGUCCACAAACGUUGAGACGGCAUUCCAAAAUGUCCUUGGAGAGAUCCACAGGAAGGUGAGCAGUAAAGAGGUGACCCGGGGGUCCAUUAGUGCCGUGUCUCUGGCCAGCCCUGUCCCCAGAGCUGCAGGCGACCCUGAAGAGAAGAAGCCCUGCUGUAGGAACCUCUGAUGGGACAAACCACCCAGUGUGGGGGGGUGGCUAAAAGGGGUGACUGUCGAGCAGUAUGGAGCUGCCUGACCCACCCACCCCUAUUACGACCUCAUGUGGUAUAGAACACUCCAUCUUCCUCUAGUUAUUGUGCCAAAAGUGUGCACAUCUGAUUGAAAAGAAUGAUGCUGAGCAAGACCACUUUGAUGUGACACAUUUACAUGGUGGCAGACAGAAUGAGUUUUCCAUUCCUAAAGAUUAUGUAAUGUGUAUGUAUGUACAUGGCUGGAGGUCCAUGAUACAUUUCCCCAAAUAAUCCAGAAAUCAUUUGAAUAUAAAAAAAUGUCUCAAACAAAGAUUUUGUGUAAACUUUUAAGAUUCAACUUUGCUUGGAAGGAUAAACAUUUUUUUUUUUAAAAGGUAGUCAACUGAUGUACAGAAUAUUUGUAUUUUUAGUGACUGUGAGGUUGGACAACAGGUGCCAAAACCAUGUUUAUAAUUUUACACAAAGCUUGAUUAAUUAAAUUUGCUGUCACUGUUGUUUGUGCUCUGUUUACUUAAUGUAUAGUAACAUGUAAUUGUUUUAUUUUAUGCUUAAAUUGUUCCAAAACGG
Messenger RNA from Salvelinus fontinalis (brook trout), 2021 nucleotides. RefSeq names its product ras-related protein Rab-25-like. Gene Ontology annotation, biological process: exocytosis. The coding region runs from base 794 to 1429 and encodes 211 amino acids. Gene Ontology annotation, cellular component: recycling endosome. The transcript is spliced from 5 exons. NCBI's taxonomy places the organism in Eukaryota, Metazoa, Chordata, Actinopteri, Salmoniformes, Salmonidae. The record is from RefSeq and is a predicted model, not a curated record. Gene Ontology annotation, molecular function: GTP binding; GTPase activity.